Messenger RNA from Eupeodes corollae, 6845 nucleotides. It is a transcript of the gene Drl-2, whose product is annotated as tyrosine-protein kinase Drl. Bases 2523 to 4379 code for a protein of 618 amino acids. The record is from RefSeq and is a predicted model, not a curated record. Gene Ontology annotation, molecular function: protein kinase activity; ATP binding. The transcript has 11 exons. Gene Ontology annotation, cellular component: signaling receptor complex. Gene Ontology annotation, biological process: protein phosphorylation; axonogenesis; multicellular organism development. NCBI's taxonomy places the organism in Eukaryota, Metazoa, Arthropoda, Insecta, Diptera, Syrphidae.
UCAGGAUUCAGUUUGUCGUGAAUAUCUGCUCGAAACGGUUGUAUAGCGCCAGUAAGUUCAAAAAAUACAAAACAAAUUACCCCCAACAUAGAAUCCCCUUUGCGACCAAAACGAACGAACAAACAAACGACCGACCCCCCUUAAACUCAAUCUCUGGAGCCUUGUUUUGAAUAUUGUUUUUUUUUUUGGUGCAAAACUGACGUGCGAUUAUUUAACUUUUCAGUCCUUGUUCGUCCUUCGGAAACGUUCAUUUGUCAAAAUUUCCAUGUCUCACGUGAAAGUUGGCAAUAACGCUUAAGACCAUCAAGUAUUAGUGAUGUGCAAAAGGAGUGUGUGAUACUUCGCUUGUAUAGUUCAUAAUAUAAGUUCGUACAUUCGUGUGUAGGUACGCCAAAGGUACCAACGUCGACGAAGACGACGACGAACACAGAAGAAGUUAUUAAUUAAGGAUAUUCAUGCUAUCAUUCGUCAUCCGGUUACAAACCACCAAAAAUAAAAAGGAUUACGUUUUGUGUGUUUAGAUAUACGAGUAUUUUGUCCUGGAUUUAAUUAAGUGGGUCUUUAAAGCAAUGGAGUUAGUGGUGUAAUCCGAGAUGUUAAAGUCCUUUUUGUUGUAGAGGUACGUCUACAACGACAAAGUCAACGUCAACGGCGGUGAUGACGACGACGACGACAACGACAACGUGUGUUUAAAGAUUGGUGAUGAAAAAUGAUCCUUUAAUGUUAAGCAGUAUAUAAAAGGGUGCAAAAAAAUUAUUAUUAUUAAAAGGAUAUACCGUAUAUAUAGCUACACCUACCCCAUCAAAAAAUAAAAAUGAAAAAGGCAGAAAAAUAAAAUCAAAGUGCGUGAUAUAAAUUUUGUCGGUGUCAAAUUGAAAAGGGAUAACACGUUGUUGUUUUUGUUAUUUUUGUCCGUUUGGUUUGGUUUUGAUUUCGUUCUUAUGGCAAAACAAACACAUUUAUAUUCAAGCAAAAUGGCAAAAGGAUAUAAAGGAGCUGGCAGUUAAAAUGUAUCGUCAACACUGAUGCCAACAUAAGGAAAUCAUUAAAAUACAUGAAAAACAUUCAUCACAACGCUUUUUGAAAAUGCUAAACCAAAUAAUCCCAUUGCUCCUCUCACUGACAGAUGACGUGCCUUCUUUAAAAAACUUAAUAAAAAAUACGACACAAAUACAACAAAAACGACAACUCAAACAUAACACACACACUACCAAACAAUAAAUACAAAAGUAAAAAAGUAGAAACAACAGCGAGCGACAUCAGAGCAGCAAGCAGAGAUGAAAAAUUGCAAAUAUUUCAAAAAAUCCCAGCGUGUCCAGUGGUCAGACAGACGGAAAGACUGCGGUUGUCAUCCGUGUCAGUGAAGAAGAUGAGGUGAACCCUAUAUCCAACUGCCAUAUCCAGGAGAGACAAAUCGAAAAAAGGAAACAAAAAGAAAAAAAAAUAAACGACAACAAGAGCAACUGGAAAAAAACAUCCUUCCAGGAUAUACACAGUUUUACAUAUGAUGUUUGCACGGACAAAAUUCACAAACAAGCACCACCGACACCAUAUCCAGCCAUUGCCGGAUGGCCUGAGGAUAUUGCGAAAUCAAACGGAACGAACCCCAAAUUUAAGCGAGACAGAGGCAGAAAUAGAGUCAGCAUCAGACUCAGGAUCAGAGGCACAGCAACAGCAUAGCAUCACUAGGCAACCGUGUUCAACGUAGGAAGGUAUACGCUUCCUUUACCUACCAGAACUUGUGUGGGUCAAUAAAUCGCAAAAAGAUAUCCACUGCUGAUGUGCAUAUCUGUAACUGUAUUCCUCCUGCUCUAGCCAGAACCAGGACCAGAACCAGAACCAGAGAAAAGUGCAACAAAAUCAAACGAACAACUUUGACAAAGAAAUCAAACCGUUCCUAGAGCUUAACCACGCUACACAACCACCACUGGCUAUCUCUCCCAGCCAAGCUGUAUCUCUAUCGAUAUCCUUGCAGUAACAGUAGCAAUAGCAACAGAAGUAGCUGUAGUGAGAAAUGUAAUUCCUAAGUUUAUAGAGGACGAUAUUUAUACACACACCCACACACACUUACUCUUAUACUCACUCACAUUCACAUACGUAUGCGUUUGUAUGUAUGUACGGUGCAUAUAUUGACCAUAAGCCAGGUGGAAGUGAAACUCAAAUAGCACAGCAAUCCUGCAUCCUGCUAAAGUUUGUACAAAGUUUGAAUCAGGACAAGCGGAAGGAUAAACAAAGGAAGAGCCUUAUCGUAAACCGCACACAUAAGCUCACACUACCUAUCCUAUCCUAUACUAUCCUAUCCGGCGACAACGAUACACAUAAGGAAUAAAUUGGCUAUAAAGCUCAUCGGGCUUCGUCGUCGGUCGUCGGUUGUCUAUAGUUUAUAGUCUAUAGUCGUAGUCAUAGUUUAAGUCAUAGUCGUAGUUAUAGUUAUCGUCGUCGUGUAGUCUCCAUCGUCUCGUCGUCAGUGCAUCGUCAUCGUCAUCGUCGAUUAACUAUAUCAGAAAACCCUCCUUGCAAACAUGACCAAAUUCUGGAUUUACUUUUGGGGAACCAUGGUAACGUGGUAUCCAUGCUUAUCCAAUGGAUAUCUUAACGUGUUCAUUAGUCACAAGGAGGUCAUGAAGCUUAUGGGCCUUGAAGCUGAUUUAUUUUAUGUUCACGAGGGUGCUAUAAACACAUAUGCGAUGCACUUCACAGUACCUGUUCCGGCAGAUGUGCACGACCUGGAAUUCUCAUGGCAGAGUCUAACGACAUAUCCGCUGCCAUACAUAAUCACCAUUGAGUAUAAAUCCGACCAGGGGGCGCUGGCAGCGCCCACCCUUAGUAUACCGCCCAAGGGCUAUGUUCCACAAGCUAUCGAAACAUUCACCGUACAUCUGCCGUGCACGGGAAAUGCAACCGAUCAAGUACCACUUAGCAUCAAUAUGCAUGUUCGGGGUCCACCCAGGACGAAUGACACUAAAUUGGGUUUCAAGCGCAAUAAAAUUUGCCUAAAAGGUCUGUUUCCAGCGCCCAAUCAGUCUCCGGCUCCAGCUCAAGCCCCGUCACAGGGUCCGGCAUUGCUAGGUGCGGCUGCUUGUGCUCUUGGUUUGGUUCUGGUUGUUGGACUGAUAGCCAGUGCCAUGUACGUUCGGGCGAGAAAACAAAUUCGUCAGGAUUCUUUGCAUACAAGCUUUACAACAGCUGCCUACGGAAGCCACCAAAAUGUGUUUAUACGAUUGGAUCCUCUGGGACGGCCACCGAGUGUGAACAGCGGAUCAUAUGCGACGAUUGCCAGCCUGAAUAAGUUCCCGCUGACAGAGUCAAAAAAGUCAUGUAAUAUAUUUGAUAGAUUUCGUGGUUCACCUACACCAUCACCAUAUGCGACAGCUCUAUUGCCAAUGGGUGACCAGAUAGCAGAGACGAUAUACUCAAAACCCGAAUCAGUGUGUCCCUCGAGGAUUUCGUAUUAUGCUUCAUCGCAGCUUACUCAGGUGUAUAGCAUGUCAACACCGAAAAGUACUCGGGGUAGUGCGGGUAAUGAUUCAAAGGAGAAACUUCGACGGAUUCCGAGCGUUCAGCCGGGAACUCUUCUUUGUCAGCAUUUGAUCAAAGAGGGAACGUAUGGCCGGAUUUAUGCCGGCAGAAUAGGCGAUUCCUGUGAUAUACUUAUAAAAACUGUUGUAGAUGGUGCAUCAUUGACACAAGUUGCAUGUCUACUGCAAGACGCAUCGAUGUUAAUUGGUGUGAGUCAUCAGAAUAUUCUGGCACCAAUGAUGGCGAAUACUGAAUUGCCAGGCCCACCUGAAAUAGCUUAUCCCAAUCCAGCUAAGGGCAAUUUAAAAAUAUUUCUUCAAAAAUCAAGAGAAACAAAUUCCCCACUCAGUACGCGAACCCUUGUGGAGUUUGGAUUGCAUGUUACUAAGGGCUUGGCCCAUCUACACUCUUUAGGAAUCUUACACAAGGAUAUAGCUACCCGAAACUGCUAUCUGGACUCGGAAUCCUAUGUGAAAAUUUGUGAUAGCGCGUUAUCGCGUGACCUAUUUCCCGAUGAUUACCACUGCCUGGGUGACAACGAAAACCGCCCCCUCAAAUGGAUGGCCCUUGAGACGUUACAGAAAAAAUACUACUCCGGCACUAGUGAUAUAUGGAGUUUGGGUGUACUAUUCUGGGAAUUGGCAACUCUAGCGACGAUACCAUUUGAAGAAGUGGAUAUAUUUGAACUGACGCCAUACCUUAUGGAUGGCUUUAGACUUGGACAGCCUAUUAACUGUCCAGAUGAGUUCUUCACUGUGAUGUCAUGCUGUUGGCUAACCGAUCCAAAGCAGAGGCCUUCAUUUCCUCAGUUGUUGGCCUAUUUGCAGGAUUUUCACGAAGACUUGGGAAAAUAUAUUUAGAAAAUCUAGAAUUGGGUUUUGUAAAGUUUUUUUUUCGUUAAAGAAAAAAAGUUAAGGCAUUACUCUCACAAAAAUAAAAUUAAAUUAAAAAUGUAAACAAAAUAAAAAUAAUAAAAAAAUAUAUUAAAUGAAAAUCGACUGAUUUGUGCAGGCACUAAAAACAAAUUAAACACUCUGCACACUAAUUUGUUAUAUAUACAAACAAAAAUAUGAAUUAUUAUUAAGCAUAAUAAAUUAUACUCAUAAAACAUCAUGAAAUAAAGAAAAGAGUUUGGUCAAAAAAAUUAACUAGAUUAAUGUUCAAUUUAAUUACAAAAAACAAAAAUAGAAUUGAUCUUAAUCAGCGAGCUAAGGAGGAACAAACAAAAAAAAUACAUAUAUAUUUAUUGUAGAUUAUAAAGUUAUUAAGAAAUAUUUUUUAUUUUAAAUUAGAUAGAUUUACUAUAGGAACGAAAAAGAAAAAAAAAUAUAUUUAAUAUUUAUAUGAGCAAAAAUAAAAUAAAUUAAUUAAAUGUAGUUACAUUUUAUACUUAUAAGAUUGAGAGUAAAUUCUGUAAAAAAUAUAAUAAAAUUAAAUAGUUUUUGGUAGAAAAUUAAAUAAACAAACAAAAAAUUAACAAUAUUACGAAGAUGAAGAUUUAAAAACAGAAAAAAACAAACAAAUAAAUAAUUUUAAAAAAAAUGGUAGAUAGGAGAAAAUCAAAAAAUUAAAUAAUAAAAAUAAAUUCGGCUGCAAAAAUAAUCAUCUAACCACUGUUUUUAUCAGAUUAUACAUAUAUAAACAGAUUUCUAGGUCAUUAGUUCCUAAAAAAUAGCAAUUUUAUUUUAACUUUAUACGCGAUCGUAUCUACACCAUCAGCUACACAUGGAUAGGUAUAUACAGAUUUCAUUUUUUAAUUUCAAUUACACAUACCUGGCAAUACUUUUUUUACUAAUUUUACGUAAAAUUCGUUGAAAAGUGAUAUUGAAGGCAUAUUUUUCGAGGACCUACAGUGGAAGCAAGGGAAUGAAGGUCUUACUCCAAAAAUUAGACUUCUAACGCAUUAUGCAGACAUUUUGAUACGCAUUAUAAAAGCAGUGUUGUUAUAAGAUUUCUAAUUACCAGUGGAUUUUAUUGAAAUGUUCUUUUAGUUAUCAAAAAACUACCUACGAAUAUAAUAUUGCUAUCCUGUUUAGUUAAUGAACGUAUAUGCAAAAUGUUUUGUUGUUAGUUUAUAUGCAACCAUUCCUCUUCAAAUCUUCAUCUACCUAUACCUAUAUACACAUUUAAAAAUAAAAUAAAAUGAAUUUAACAACAAAGAAACAUCAACAACAACAAUAUUUUAUAAAUUCUUACAACUAAAAUCUUCAAACAAAGGAGGAAACACAGGGUGACACUUAUGUAUCUAUGUAAUGUUUAUAUUUAUUUUUUUAUAAAAUUUUCUAUUCUAAAAUCUCGUGUAUUUAAAAAAACAAAAAAGUUUAUCAAUAAAAUUUUGUAUAGAAAAUAUAAUAUACCUAAAUAAUGUGUUAAAUGUUUCUGUUUUAUUUUUAUUUAUUUCUAUUUUUAAUUAAACUAUAAAUUUAUUGUUAAAUGUUUGUAUAGUAAACUGUAUUUUUUAUUUAUUUUAAUUUAAGAUUUAACUUUCAAACUAUAAAAACAAUGUUAUAUAAAGGAAAACAAAAGAGAAGUAUGAAAAAACAAACAGUGUUAUGUCUGUGUAUGUUUCAAUGUCAUUUUUACUAUAAAACUAAAUGUCUUUAAAAAUAAAAACAAACAAACUGUUACUUAAAAAUGUAGAUGUUUUUCACCAAAACAAAUUUGAAAAUAAAAUAAAUUAAAUUUUAAAAAACAACAAAACCGAAAAAUCAUUGAAUUGAUAAAAUCCCAAAAAAAACUAAGAAAAUGAAAUAAAAUUUAAACAAAAACAUUCUUAAAAUCUGUAGCUAAAAACUUUCUUAUAUUCUCCUAAAACAAAAACAAAAUACUACAUACAUUAAAUAAUUACUAAACUAUACAUUCACUUAAACACUCUCUCUUAUCCUACUCAAUGUGCAAUAGAAAACUCAUAGUUUAAUCGAGUACAAAACGAAAAUUUAAACAAACAAAACAAAUAAAACAAAUAAAGCUAAACGAAAACAUAAAACAUUAUAUUUUGUAAAUAAAAAACAUGCAAAUGAAGGAAAGAAAAAUAAAACAAAAAACUAAAUAGAAUAUACGUAUGUAAAUGUGAAACACUCAAUUAAUGUUUUUAUUGUAUUUUUCUCUUAAAACUAAAAACUAAAAAACUAAAAAAACAACAAAAACAAAAAACUUUUAAACAAAAAUAAUGGUUGCAUGGAAUUUGGCCCAGAAUAUCAAAUGAGAAAAACAAAUUAUUAUUAUUAUGAUUAUUAUAUAUGUAAAUGUAUAUGGUGAGGAUUUAGCAUUAAAAUGGUUCGAAUGAAUAAAGAUUAUAUUAUUUGGAAAAAAUCAAAAAAACAAAA